AGACGGUCGUGAGGCGAGAGGCGACGGAGGAGGGCGGCUUGUCAGGUGGACGGCGCCGAUGCUGCUGCGGCUCCUGCUCGGCCCGCAAUUUACCUCAGCAACGUUCCCGCCCUCGACAUUUUACCUCAGAGGGAGACCUCUCUGGACAUCCUGAUGCCGAGGCAUGGAUAGGGCAGCAGCGCCGCCGCCGCCGCCGAGGAUGGGCGAGAAGAAGAAGGGCGGCCGGGGCAAGGAGGGCCAGGGCCACGGAGGAAGAGGCGGCGGAGGAGGAGGAGGGAGGCCGGCCUGCGCGGCCCAGCAAUGCGGGCAGCUCCAGGACCUCAUCGACAUCUCCCUCUCCAGCCUCCAGGGCCUCCGCACCAAGUGCGCCGCCUCCAACGACCUCACCCAGCACGAGAUCCGCGCCUUGGAGGUGAAACUGGUCCGCUACAUCGGCAUCCAGCUCCAGUGCAAGUUGAGUGUCCCUCCGAGCGACAGGUCAGCAGAGCUGAAUAGCUACCCAAGGUUCAGCGACUGGCUAUAUCUUGUCAACCUGAGGAAAGACGUUGUGCAAAGGAUACCAGAGGAUUUGACCCUCGAUGCCUUACUGGAAAUGAAUGAGUCCAAAGUGAAAGACACCAUGAAGAGGUGUGGAGCCAGCCCGGAGGAGUGCUCUCGGCUCAAUGGGGCCCUUGCCUGCUUGCGGAAAGUGACCCGGACAGGCGGGGAGUAUAAGGACGAUUUGGUGUGGAAUUCCUCGGAGGUGCGCCGAGAAGCCAGCCUGAUGCCCCCUUCUGAACUCUCCCCUUGCCCCACGGUCCUCACCUGGACGCACGGCAGCCUGGCGCCUUUGAAGGGCAACGGCUCGCAGCCUCGCUCCAUCUCUGUGUCGACGAUCUCCUCUUCGGACAACUGCUCCUCCGGCCAAGGGACCCCUGCCUGUGCGGACAACCUCUUGGAGUCGUUUGCCUUCCCCACCCACUGCGGGAGGCGCAACCUUAGGACUCCUCACAGCAUCACCAUCACGCCCCCCACCACGCCCCAGCUCAAGAGGGGCAAGCCCCCACGCACCCCUCCGCCACCCAGCCGGAAGGUGUUCCAGCUCCUGCCCAACUUCCCAACCCUCACCAGGAGCAAAUCCCACGAAUCCCAGCUUGGCAACAGGAUCGACGAAGUCCCCGCUAUGAAAUUUGAUGUCCCCCAGGGAUCCCCCCAGACGGUACGAAGAGACAUUGGUUUGUCUGUAACACACAGAUUCUCAACAAAGUCGUGGCUGUCUCAGGUGUGCCAGGUCUGCCAGAAAAGCAUGAUGUUUGGAGUGAAGUGUAAACAUUGCAGGUUGAAGUGUCAUAACAAAUGUACAAAAGAAGCCCCACCCUGCAGAAUAUCUUUCUUACCCAUACCGCGAUUACGGAGGACAGAGUCUGUCCCUUCUGAUAUCAAUAAUCCAGUGGAUCGACCUUCAGAACCCCAGUUUGGGACACUUCCGAAAGCACUCACUAAGAAGGAGCACCCCCCAGCGAUAAACCACCUGGACUCCAGCAGCAACCCUUCGUCCACCACCUCUUCCACGCCUUCUUCCCCUGCGCCCUUCCAGUCGUCCAACCCUCCCAGUGCCACACCACCCCCAAACCAGUCUCCCAUGGGGCAGCGGGACAACCGCUUCAACUUCCCAGAAAUUCCCAAUACCCCGCAAGUGAUACAGCCUCCUGAAACUACUGAAUGUACUAAUGCUGCUGAACCUCUAGAGACGGAUGGCGUUGAGGAAUGUGAUGCCGAGCAUGCGGAAGACCAAGAGCCAAACAAGUCGGAAGCGGAAGACGACGAAGACGAGAUCGACGACCUGCCCAGCCGACGGAGCCGCUGGCGAGGGAUGAUUGGCCGCAAGGGAAGCCAGACGAGCGUCUACCUGCAGGAGUGGGACAUCCCCUUUGAGCAGAUCGAACUGGGAGACCCGAUUGGCCAAGGGCGCUGGGGCAAGGUUUACCGGGGCAGGUGGCACGGAGAAGUGGCCAUCCGGUUGUUGGAGAUCGACGGGAACAAUCAGGACCACUUGAAGCUUUUCAAGAAGGAGGUGAUGAAUUACCGACAGACCAGACAUGAGAAUGUGGUUCUCUUUAUGGGGGCUUGCAUGAACCCCCCUCACCUAGCAAUUAUUACAAGUUUCUGCAAAGGAAGGACACUUCACUCAUUCGUAAGAGACCCCAAAAUAUCCCUGGACAUUAACAAGACCAGGCAGAUAGCCCAGGAGAUUAUUAAGGGCAUGGGGUACCUUCACGCAAAAGGGAUUGUGCAUAAAGAUCUCAAAUCCAAGAACAUUUUCUAUGAAAAUGGCAAAGUGGUGAUCACGGACUUCGGCCUGUUCGGAAUAUCUGGUGUCGUUCAGGAGGGACGGCGUGAGAACGAACUGAAGCUGCCGCACGAUUGGCUCUGCUACCUGGCCCCGGAGAUUGUACGUGAGAUGGCUCCUGGGAAGGAUGAAGACAAGCUCCCUUUCUCUAAAGCUGCUGAUGUCUAUGCUUUUGGGACUGUGUGGUACGAGCUCCAAGCCCGAGAGUGGCCGUAUAAGAGCCAGCCGGCAGAGGCUCUGAUCUGGCAGAUCGGGAGCGGUGAAGGCAUGAAGCAGGUCCUCUCUUCAAGCAGCCUGGGGAAAGAAGUCGGCGAAAUCCUCUCCGCCUGCUGGUCUUUCGAUGUCAGCGAGCGGCCCAGCUUCACGCUUCUGAUGGACAUGCUUGAAAAGUUGCCAAAGCUCAACCGGAGGCUCUCUCAUCCGGGACACUUCUGGAAAUCAGCCGACAUUAACAGUAGCAAAGGUGUCAUCCGGUUUGAACGGUUUGCCUUGGGAGAUUUGGAAACGAGUAAUCAAAAGAUAUAACUUGGUGUGUUUUUUAAAAUAGCCGUUGACUCCUAACUGUUGUCCGUGUUGCUUUCACGCCUGGAAAAAGCUACUGGAGACCUCGGCGGACGCUUCCCGAAGCACGGAAGGGGCACCUUGAGCCAUUCCUGCCCCGCCAGCGAGAUCUCACUUCUCUUGUGUUUCUUCUGCCCUCUUCUUGAGUCAGCAAGUUCAUUUUGUUUACAUUCUAAUUCCUUUUUUCCCCCCUGUGUGAAUUGUAUUUUCCAUGGGUAAUAAUAAAUGUGAUAUAAGGUUUUUUUUUAAUUUAUGGAAGUGUUGUAAGCUCGUAUAUCGUUUGGCUUUCACCUGUGAAGAAGUUCUCGGAUAUUUCAGAACAUUUGAAGUGGCGGUUGCACAUUACCGAAGGGCAUGUCUAUGUGAACAAAAAUACCCAAUCAGUUUGACACUGCCGGGUUUCUCCCAGUGAUACUGGGAAUGUUGUGAAGAGGUGCCACCUUGACCGAAAGGUGUUUUCGUUGUCUUCUCUGUGGAGUUUGAAAGCGAUGUGAAACGGAGUGGACGGUCCUCGGAUAACGGACUCCGAUGGUGACUGGAAUUGUUUUGUGGUUUUGUGUUUUGUGACAUGGUUUGAAGCAUGAAAUGUGAUGUAUGGCAUCGAUGUUUGUAUCAUGGUUGAAAAUAUUUUGGAAAACAAGCUUCUACCUCUCAUUAUUUUGGGGGGUUGGGGUGGGACGUCUUGGGGUGGGCACCUGAAAUAGGAUGGUUGUGUCAUUUCCUACACACCUGUGUCUCAGUCCUUCGUAACCACUGUUUUCUCCCCUUCGGGCAUCAUGUAACCUUCUAGCUGCCACUGGACUCCCAGCUACCAAAAUGGUCAGUGGUUGGGGUGAUGGAAGCUAUAGCUGGAGGCCCACAUAUUGCCCACAUUGUCCUGCAUCUGGUUGCUCCAUUUGUCUCCAGCUCCCUGGAGAUGGAUAGAUCACUUGAUGAAAACCAGCUUCUCCCCAAAUCUAAUAAAAAGAGUAGUAGUAGUAGCAAUUUAUUACGGUCUAUGACCAGAAUAUAUGGAAAUGGGCACAGGUGCCCGAAAAGGGGAAUCACAGUUCCCAUAAAAGUCAGAUAAAAGAACAAGUUAAAAACAUGCUAUAAUAAAAACAAAUUAAAAGCAGAUUAUUAGCAGGGUCAGCUAAUAGUAAAUAUGGAUCCACUAAGAGGCUCUGGAGGGGGAUAGAGGGAGCAUUUGCAGUAUUUCAGUUAUAACAGAUUGCUCUGGCUACAGGCCCUGUGGGGUCAGUCAUCGUCCGUCUGAUGGAAAUUGCUGCCGCACAGAACCUGGCGACACUAUAGGUUAUCGCAGAACAGGAGUCAGAGAGCAGCAGAGAGGUGUAGUAUCUUUCAGUGCGGCCUGGAUGUAAUUUAAAAAAAAAAGAGUAAGAAUGUUAAACAGAAAUAUUUUUCACAACUCUGGCUCCAGAUUGUAAGGCGGUUGAGUGCAAUGUCCUCUGAAAGAAUUCAGUUUUGUGUGAAUGGUUCUGCAUAUUUUUUUUUCUGAAUUUUCAAGUCAUAUAACGGAAGGAUGCUAAAGGGGGGCAGUUUAUUCUGAGCCCCAGGAAUAGUCAUAAAAAUGUGUUGUUGAAGGACAGACUGUGAGUUUUUCUGGCCAUGGUCCAGAAGCAUUCUCUCCUGAUGUUUCGCCCACAUCUAUGAUAGACUUUGUGAGGUCUGUUGGAAGCUAGGGAAGGGAAGUUUAUAUAUCUGUGGAAUCCGCAGGGUGGGAGAAAGAACUCUUGUCUGUUGGAGGCAAGUGGGAAUGUUCUAAUAAUUAUAACAUAUUGUAUAUACGUAUAAUUAUUCAUGAUAUUAUAUUGUAAUACGAUAUAAUACUAAUAAUACAAUAUAAGAGUAUUAAUUAUAUACAGUAGAGUCCCACUUAUCCAACAUAAACGGGCCGGCAGAACGUCGGAUAAGCGAAUAUGUUGGAUAAUAAGGAGGGAUUAAGGAAAAGCCAAUUAAACAUCAAAUUAGGUUAUGAUUUUACAAAUUAAGCACCAAAACAUCAUGUUAUACAACAAAUUUGAUGAAAAAAGUAGUUCAAUACACAGUAAUGCUAUGUAGUAAUUACUAUAUUUACGAAGUUAGCACCAAAAUAUCACAAUGUAUUGAAAACAUUGACUACAAAAAUGCGUUGGAUAAUCCAGAACGUUGGAUAAGCUAGUCUUGGAUAAGUGAAACUCUACUGUAAUUAUAACAUAUUGUAUAUACAUAUAAUUAUUCAUGAUAUUAUAUUGUAAUACGAUAUAAUACUAAUAAUAUAUAUAUAUAGAAGAGUGAUGGAAUCACGGCAGCGGACAAAACAACAAAACUAAACACCCCACAACCUCGAAAAUUGACAGCACAACCCCUCAUCCACGCCUCUACAACAAAAAGAAAAGAAAAUAAAGUCCUAAUUAUAGGGAGAGGAAUAAUUGUUUUUAUCCAAUUGCUGCCAGUUAGAAGGCUAAGCUCCGCCCACUUGGUCUUCUAGCAACCCACUCAGCCCAGGAGACAGGCAGAGUUAGGCCUCACUUGGGCCUUUUCCACACUGCCUAUAAAAUACAGAUUAUCAGAUUUUAACUGGAUUACAGUAGGCUCAAGGCCCUUCUGCACAGCCAUAUAACCCAUUUAUAAUCUUAUAUUAUCUGCUUUGAAGUGGAUUAUCUGGACUCCACACUGACAUAUAAUCCACUUCAGUGUGCAUUUUAUACAGCUGUGUAGAAGGGGCCUCAUAUAAUCCAGUUCUAAGCAGAUAAUCCAGAACCUUGGAUAGGCGAGUGUUGGAUAAGUGAGACUACUGUAGCCCCAGUGGAAGGCCAUGAGAGUGUACGCAAGAUGAAAAAGGUUGUUUUAUUGCGGGGAAAACAUUUAAGCAGCCAAAGGAUUUCAUGGCUGGAAUCACAGGGUGGUUGUGUGUUUUCCGGGCUGUAUGGCCAUGUUCCAGAAGCAUUCUCUCCUGACGUUUCACCCACAUCUACAACUUGCCUAGUUUCCAACGGACUUCUUGAAGAUGCCUGCCAUAGAUGUGAGCUAACUUCAGUCCGUGAGAUCAUUUGAUACGAUCCAAGUGAAUAAUUUGAUACAAUAAUUUGAUACGGUCCAAGUGAGUACAACAUCAGGUUGAGAUUUCCAGACUAUAUGACCGUGUUCCAGAAGCAUUCUCUCCUGAUGUUUCGCCCACAUCUACAACUUGCCUAGUUUACAACGGACCUCUUGAAGAUGCCUGCCAUAGAUGUGGGCUAACUUCAGUCCAUUUAAUACGAUCCAAGCGAAUAAGUGAGUACAACAUUAGGUUGAGAUUUCCGGACUCUAUGACCAUGUUCCAGAAGCAUUCUCUCCUGACGUUUCGCCCACAUCUACAACUUGCCUAGUUUCCAACAGACCUCUUGAAGAUGCCUGCCAUAGAUGUGGGCUAACUUCAGUCCAUUUAAUACGAUCCAAGCGAAUAAGUGAGUACAACAUUAGGUUGAGAUUUCCGGACUCUAUGACCAUGUUCCAGAAGCAUUCUCUCCUGACGUUUCGCCCACAUCUACAACUUGCCUAGUUUCCAACAGACCUCUUGAAGAUGCCUGCCAUAGAUGUGGGCUAACUUCAGUCCAUUUAAUACGAUCCAAGCGAAUAAGUGAGUACAACAUCAGGCUGAGAUUUCCGGACUAUAUGACCAUGUUCCAGAAGCAUUCUCUCCUGACGUUUCGCCCACAUCUACAACUUGCCUAGUUUCCAACAGAUCUCUUGAAGAUGCCUGCCAUAGAUGUGGGCUAACUUCAGUCCAUUUAAUACGAUCCAAGCGAAUAAGUGAGUACAACAUCAGGCUGAGAUUUCCGGACUAUAUGACCAUGUUCUAGAAGCAUUCUCUCCUGACAUUUCACCCACAUCUAUGGCAGGUCUGUUGGAAACUAGGCAAGUUGUAGAUGUGGGCGAAACGUCAGGAAACGUCUAGAACAUGGUCAUAUAGCCCGAAAAACUCACAGCAACCCAACUGAGCAGCCAUCAUUUGAACAUCUUGAGAUGUUUCUCCAGGGCUUCAUUAAGGGCUCUCCAGUUUUGACACGUUUUUUUUGGAUGGCCAAAGGCUAUUCUUCCCAUCUUGGAGCAGAGUUGGGGAACAUAUGGGUCUUCAGAUAGCAUUGGAUUGCAAGUCCUAUCAGUCCCAGCCAGCAUGACCCAUGGAAGUUGUAGUUAAGUCACCCCUAAAGAGACACACCAAACUUUCCUUGUGGUCGAAUAUGCCGGGAACGGUUGUAUCUGAAUUGCGCCAGGAGUGUUGCAUAAUAGCGAAAAGGGAUCCCUGCGCCUAAGUGUUCGUAACUGUUUUUUCUCGUAGUGAUUGUAAAGGAGUGAAUCGGCACUGUGUGGCUGUUAAAUCUUUUUGGUGUUGUACAAAUAAAUAAAAGUGAAGCGCAGCUGUUUGUUCAAGGGUCUCUUUCGCCACAAUUUCAACUUGUGUCUGUAAAAUGAAGUCUGUAAUGCGGUGAAAAAUGGACAUUUACUUUUGUUUUUUUGCUUUUCAGAUGUAUUGUAAACUUUGUACAGUAAAUAUAUAAAUAUAAAUAUAUAUAUAUAUAAAUAUAUUUUCUAUCAACGGGGUUUGUCUUCCGGAACGGCUAUUAAUUAAUUUAAUUUAAAAAUGGUUAGUAUUAACAAAGAGCGCUCUGCGUUAGUUCAUGCAUCUGUUUAAAAAUAAAACGGGAAAAGGAGAGAAAGUGCAUUCGAUGCUCAUUGACAUUCUGAAUAUCUUGGAGUUCUUCGAUGUGAAUAAAACUUUGCUCUGGAUGAACCAAA
Anolis carolinensis (green anole) is the source of this 7651-nucleotide messenger RNA. RefSeq names its product kinase suppressor of ras 1 (gene ksr1). Gene Ontology annotation, cellular component: endoplasmic reticulum; cytoplasm; membrane. Gene Ontology annotation, biological process: Ras protein signal transduction; protein phosphorylation. Lineage: Eukaryota; Metazoa; Chordata; Lepidosauria; Squamata; Anolidae. Gene Ontology annotation, molecular function: ATP binding; protein kinase activity. The record is from RefSeq and is a predicted model, not a curated record. The transcript is spliced from 19 exons. Bases 164 to 2854 code for a protein of 896 amino acids.